ACCGUCAGAAUCAGAUGGUCGACGGACAACGAUAUCCGUGAUCGCGAAUAGUUUAUAGCUGGAUCAAGUAAAAGUGAUUUUUCUAUAUGAAAUUGUUGGUACUAUUAAAGUGAAGUCUUAUGAUAAUGACAUCCUAUACGAUGUCACGGUUUUUGUUGUUCUCUUCUGUUGGGAUUGGAAGUUAUUUGACCGGAUCCUAUGUAGAGAGGAAUCACAAAAAACAUGAAAAAGAGGAUUAUGUAAAGGAUUUAUUAACGCAAGUAUAUUCAAAACCUGGUCUUCCAAUCUUCGGGACCGUAUCUGCUGCUUCACCAAUCCCGUUAGAAGAAAAGUCCACGGUCCCAUCCAAUGUUAGUCGGAUUGGCCAAAUAAUGAAAUUUGGAUUUCCAGGCUUAGAUAAUGUGAGAUCGUAUGAUGACUACGUUCUUUCGUAUGACCGGAGAACACGGGUAGCUCACUGGGUGUUUGAACAUCUAACUGCGGAAAGAGUGAAACACAAUGAUGCUGUGGAUCGCUCGAAAUGUGAUUUCAAACCCGACGAUAGUAUACAUCCAUUUUUUAGAUCAUUGAAUUCUGAUUACAAAGGUUCAGGGUUUGAUAGAGGACACUUAGCAGCCGCUGGAAAUCACAAAGCUGAACAGAAACACUGUGAACAAACGUUCUUUCUAACCAAUAUGGCACCACAAGUAGGAGUCGGGUUCAAUAGAGACAAAUGGAAUAAUCUAGAAAGGCAUAUACGAAAACUUACCAAAGAAUAUCCUAAUGUAUAUUGUUGUACCGGGCCUCUUUACUUACCGCGGAAAGAAUCCGAUGGUAAACUGUACGUGAAGUAUCAAGUAAUAGGAUCGAACAAUGUGGCCGUGCCAACGCAUUUCUAUAAAGUAGUGGUAAUGGAAACCGCCGACAAACGUUUGGAAAUGGAAGCGUAUGUCCUACCGAAUCAGAAAAUCGAUGACCAAACACCACUGUCUAUGUACCAAGUUCCACCGGAAACGAUUGAACGCGCGGCAGGUUUGCUGUUCUUCGACAAAAUUAGCCGAAGUAAUCUGUCAAAGAUUAAUGGGAAAAAAGUGUAGCCAAAGAGAUCGAUCGUUAAACAAAUUAAUAGAAAAAUUAUAUCGUGUGACGCGUAGAGUUCGUAACUUUAUUAGUACAAUGUCGCUAGUGUCGAGAAAUAUAACAUUACUUUAUGUA
Malaya genurostris is the source of this 1194-nucleotide messenger RNA. RefSeq names its product endonuclease G, mitochondrial (gene EndoG). Gene Ontology annotation, molecular function: nucleic acid binding; RNA endonuclease activity; single-stranded DNA endonuclease activity. Bases 120 to 1076 code for a protein of 318 amino acids. Gene Ontology annotation, biological process: apoptotic DNA fragmentation. NCBI's taxonomy places the organism in Eukaryota, Metazoa, Arthropoda, Insecta, Diptera, Culicidae. The record is from RefSeq and is a predicted model, not a curated record. The transcript has 2 exons. Gene Ontology annotation, cellular component: nucleus; mitochondrial inner membrane.